AGUCUUAACGACGUCCGCUCUUACAUUCGGAAUGACCUCGGUAGGGAUCAUAGGCUCUGGACAGUCUGGCUUGAUAACCGCCUAUACUCUUCAUCGCGAUGGAUUUAACAUCGAGGUAUUGACGAGGGACGUCAGCGUUGGUGGGGUAUGGUCAAAAGCGCGCGUUUACCCCAAUCUCCGUCUCAAUAAUGUUCACGGAGAAUACAGAUUCUCAAACCUUCCGAUGGACCUACCGCCGGACUCUGAGCAGACGGGAGGCAGGCUCACUGGGCCUGGCAUGCAGUGUUAUAUGGAGACUUUCGCAGACAGAUUCUUGAAUGGCUGUAUUCGAUUUCAAACCGAAGUACUUCAAAUCUCACGAGACGACGAAGCCCAACUGUGGCGCAUUGCCAUCCGAGAUAUCAAGAGUGGGUCCGAGACGACCUUGACUUACGAUAAAAUCGUUCUUUGCACCGGCGGCUGUAGCACUCCAAAGAUUCCCGACGUGUUGUCGCAACGUGCCGCUCAUGAUGCCGAGUUCGCCGGAAUGGUGUUCCAUUCAAUCCAUUUCCGAGCUCGCCUCGACGAGCUCUUAGCGUGGACUAAGGGUUCUACAGACUCCCAUUUGCCUAGCUCCACUCCGUCUGUCGUGAUUGUUGGAGGUGGUAAGUCUGCGCAGGAUAUCGCUGCAUACCUUGCGAACGAAGGUCGCAAAGUAUCCAUCGUCUUUGAGAAGGCGGACCCCUUCACUGCCGGCGCAAAGCCAUUGCCUGGCUUUAUUAGGAGAAGCAGGUUACUAUCGAUAUUUUCUCCCCACAUACAGCUAAACACCUGGCUCGAGUGGUUCCUUCACAAGACGUGGCUCGGGAACAAAAUUGUUUCUGGCAUGUGGGAUUCGAUGGCUACCGGUGCAUUUGAAGCAGCUGGUGUACCAGAAGAUUCUCCUUUACGCCGCACCCAUUCGAUGUUUUGGUCCAUCCGCACGAAUGACGAAGGUGUCCCACGUCCGAAUGGGUUUCACGCUUUAGUCAACGAAGGCAAGAUCGACCUAAUCGCACCGACACGAGUGGAGAAUUACGGCACGGACGGUCACUCCGUCGUUCUCAAGAACGGUACGACCUUGCGCGCGGACGCAGUCAUCCUCGCGACUGGCUACUCAUCGUCUUGGGAUCACCUCUUCGAUGAUCAUACAAGCGAGAACCUUGGGCUCAUGCGUCACCCACCUAUGGGGUCAAAGACUUAUAAUUGGGGCUACACGACACUAGCCAACCCGCCUUCUGCUCACCCACAGGAAGACCAAUGGGCUUCAUCAAUUUACCGUGGUCUAGUGCCUGUCAAAAAUCUGCUCCGUCGUGAUUUCGCCGUCAAUGGCGGUAUUUUUUCACCAAAUAACGGCUACACGUGCGAGGUUGCCUCACAUUGGAUAUCGUCUUAUUUCCUGGGGGAUUCGAUGCGUUUGCCUUCGACGCUCGCUGAGGGAUACGAACAUACCGAGCGUAAUGCGGCCUGGAUGCGCCGAAGAUAUCCAGAUCAGUUAUUGUGGAUGGAUGAGAGCUACACGACUUCGAUCGCUUGGUGGACCUGGCCACAGGUCGUCGACGAGCUGCUCGAAGACAUGGGGCUGCGCUCCAUGAGAAGUGGGGGGAACUGGUUGACUUGGCCUUUUAAGGUCAUAGAUUUGAGCGAGAUCGCUACUCUCAAGGAGGAACGUGAUGCGAGGCAAGGUCGUUGACCUCUCAUCUUUGGCUUUUCGUUCUCUUGGAAAUCAUGUUGGAUUGAGGUCUCCUCGACGAGUUUUCCUGUAUCAUAUAUCCUGGCCUUUGAGCUCUAUCUUGUUCAUCCUUCGGAAAG
Stereum hirsutum FP-91666 SS1 is the source of this 1830-nucleotide messenger RNA. RefSeq names its product FAD/NAD-P-binding domain-containing protein. Gene Ontology annotation, molecular function: oxidoreductase activity. The record is from RefSeq and is a predicted model, not a curated record. The transcript is spliced from 10 exons. The coding region runs from base 32 to 1711 and encodes 559 amino acids. NCBI's taxonomy places the organism in Eukaryota, Fungi, Basidiomycota, Agaricomycetes, Russulales, Stereaceae.